This is a messenger RNA of Homarus americanus (American lobster), 4636 nucleotides long. RefSeq names its product regulator of telomere elongation helicase 1 homolog (gene Rtel1). The record is from RefSeq and is a predicted model, not a curated record. Gene Ontology annotation, biological process: telomeric loop disassembly; DNA replication; negative regulation of DNA recombination. Lineage: Eukaryota; Metazoa; Arthropoda; Malacostraca; Decapoda; Nephropidae. Gene Ontology annotation, cellular component: nucleus. Gene Ontology annotation, molecular function: DNA polymerase binding; DNA helicase activity; hydrolase activity, acting on acid anhydrides, in phosphorus-containing anhydrides. The transcript is spliced from 20 exons. The coding region runs from base 170 to 3349 and encodes 1059 amino acids.
UUGUUGACAUUAACACAGGUGGCCGUCCUCUUCAUCCCUUAUUUGAGUCUUCUGUACUUGUCAACGGGAUUAUUUAGAAAUUAUAUCAGCCAUUUGAAUUUUAGGCUAGAGGAGAAAUAUGCACUGCAAAACUCCUACAACAUAGAUGUGAAGUUCCACCAUAGACAACAUGCCUGAGGUUGUGCUCCAAGGAGUUCCAGUGAGGUUUCCUUUCGAGCCUUAUGAUGUUCAGAAAACCUAUAUGUCUAAAGUUAUUGAAUGUGUGCAACGAGGUGAGAAUGGCAUCCUUGAGUCACCAACUGGCACAGGCAAGACCCUAUGUUUACUUUGUUCCACAUUGGCUUGGUUGGAGAUCAAGAAGGCUGAGCACAAAUCUCGUUUACAAGUUUCUAAUAGUCAAAAUGUUCCAGAAUUUUUGUCUUCACUGAGCUCACAGUUACAAGCUGCAGCUGGGCAGGCUUGGGGAGAUAAAAUUGCCCCACCAAAAAUAAUUUAUUCAUCUCGGACCCACUCGCAGCUGUCUCAAGCCAUCAGUGAACUGAAAAGAACUUCUUACAGCCAUUUACGGGUGGCAAUACUGGGAUCACGUGGCCAGAUGUGUGUUCAUCCAGAAGUCUCCAAAGAAGUGAAUAAUAGCACCAAGGUACACAUGUGCCAGAUGCGAGUUAAGGCAAAGACGUGCUACUUCCACAACCAGGUAGAUGCGAAAAAAGAUGAGCCUGAGUUACGUCAAGGAAUACUCGAUUUAGAAGACUUGGUCAAGUUUGGAAAAAAGAAAUCUUUCUGUCCAUACUACAUGGCAAGGGAUUUGAAACAGGAUGCAGACAUCAUCUUCAUGCCAUACAAUUACUUGCUUGACCCCAAGAGUCGUAAGGCACAUGCUAUUGAACUUCAGGGAAAUAUUAUAAUAUUCGAUGAAGCUCAUAAUGUGGAGAAGAUGUGUGAAGAAGCUGCUUCUCUCCAAAUACGUUCAACAGACAUAGCUCUCUGCAUCGAUGAGGUCACUCAGGUAAUGAAGAAAUUUCAAGAUAUCAGUGAAGGUUCGGAUAUUGCAGCUAAUGAUAGUCAGGGACUUCCAGAAGAUUUUAAUCCUGAUGACCUUUAUACACUAAAAGCACUCUUUUUAGAAUUAGAAAAAGCUAUUGAUGCCAUACAGCUGCCAGCAGAUGGCUCUGGGUCUACCUUUCCUGGCAGCUACAUGUUUGAACUUUUGGAGAAGGCAGAUAUUACUCCUUAUAAGAAAAUUAUAAUAUUGGAGAUCUUAGACAAACUGAUACAGUACCUGACAACGAACAGUGCCUCUCCAUUUCAGCGUAAGGGAGCUGGUCUUCAGAAGUUUUCAGAACUAUUACAAAUAGUUUUUAGCAAAGAUAAAUUUUCACUUGAACACAUGGAAUUUGUUAAACAGUGUUACAAGGUUCAUAUCAACAUUGAAGAGCAAAGAAAGAAGCCUGGAGGCCGAGAAGAGGGGUGGGGAGCCCCCAAGAGUAAUCCCAUAAAUUCCAAAGUUGGGCGUGUCAUUUCGUACUGGUGCUUCAACCCUGGCUUUGCGAUGAAGGACUUAUCUGAGAUGGGAGUAAAGAGCAUUAUACUAACAAGUGGAACUUUAAGUCCAAUAGAUUCUUUUACUUCAGAGCUGCAGGUGCCUUUUCCCAUUCAGUUGGAGAACCCACACAUUAUCAAGCGCCACCAAGUGUGGGUCGGUAUUGUAAGUAAGGGACCAGAUGGAUUUAGUCUAAAUUCUUCCUUUAGAAACAGGAGUGACCCACGAUACAUAGCUUCCUUGGGUCAGACCAUCCUUAACUUCUCACGAGUUAUUCCUGGUGGACUCCUGGUGUUCUUCCCCUCGUAUUCAAUAAUGAGGUUUUGUAGGGAUGAGUGGCAGAACUCUGGCAUUUGGAGUAAAAUAUCCAUAGGAAAGCCGAUCUUUGUGGAGCCACAGACAAAGGAAGAGUUUAACAGUGCCAUGGAGGAGUUUUACAUAAAGAUUAAUGAUCCAACUUUAAAAGGAGCUUGUUUCAUGGCAGUUUGCCGAGGAAAGGUCUCAGAAGGCCUGGAUUUUGCUGAUCGUAAUGGUCGAGCUGUUAUUGUCACAGGACUACCAUAUCCUCCUUUUAAAGACCCCAGGGUGGUUUUAAAGCAGAAGUAUCUUGAAGAAAUACGAACAAAAUGCAAACAAGGUCUCACGGGCUAUGCUUGGUACCAGUUAGAAGCGUCACGAGCUGUUAAUCAAGCUAUUGGCCGAGUUAUCCGCCACAAGGAUGACUUUGGAGCUAUAAUAUUAUGUGACAAUCGAUUUUCUGGACCAGAUUUUAAAGCGCAGUUGUCUUCGUGGGUUAGACCUCAUGUAAACACUUACAAUGUGUUUGGUCCAGCCAUGAGGGAUAUUAUUCAGUUCUUCAAGAAUGCACAGACUUUGUUACCACAACCAGCAGCUAAAAAUAAAGGUCAACCAGCCCUUAGUGUUAAGUAUGAAACUCCAGAAUCCACAUUUCAAGUUCCUGUGUCAGCUCAUGCCUUCCAGGCUGAUUCAUCAAGAUCUGUGAUUUCAGAAUCUACAAAGAAGAAAAUGACUGAGGCACUUAGAAAAGAGUCUGAUUAUAAUGCCGUCUGGUCUAGCAUGAACUAUACUAAAUCUGUAGGUCGUGAAAAGGUCUCUAUGGGUGAUAAUUCAAUAUUUUCAGCACUGGAACAAAAAUCUUCUGUUGUUGAUUUUAACGCUUGCAGUGUUUCUUCUCAGUGUUCUUCGGACUAUGGUAGUAUUAAAAUACAGAACAAGAAAAGAAAGAUUAAACUUGUACCAAAUAUUGAUUCAGUAGACUCAGCAAACUGUGGUGAGAAACAAGGAAGUCAGAACACCAUGACCCAUAUUCUGAAGCCCUUAAAUCAAGCUGAAAGUAGUUCUCCAGAUAUGAUUGGGUCAGGGUCAUCCAGUGGAUCACAAGAUAACAUUACUUGUGGCCAGGGCGAGUUCUUACAUCCCGCUGCUUCCAUUGAUGGACAUGUAAAAGGUGAUGUUAAUUGCAAACCAUCAUCAUCAAGAACAAAGACAUCUGAUGGCAUCUCGACUUCAAAGAAAGAAAAUGGAGAUGACAAGAAGUUAAGCUCAAUUGCUGCUUAUAUAAAAGAAGUCAAGUCAUCAUUAAACAAGGAGCAGUAUGCUGAAUUUUCUGCAGCUGUUAAGUCUUACAAGCAGAAGAAGGAUUAUGAGCGAAUGGUGGACAUCUUAGCAUCUCUCUUUAUUGACAACCCUCAGUACCAUCGUCUCUUUAGAAAAUUUGAACAGUUCCUGAACAAAGAACAUCGACCUCAGUUUCAAGAAACCUGCUCUCAAAUACUGCCACAGUAGCCACUCUCUCAGGUGUUUGAUAUGCUGGAGAUUCAAUAAAGUUUUUUAAGGGAAAAUGGAACAAGAUAAAUGUAAAUUAAAAUACGUAGUUGGGUAAAUAUUUUUAACAUACAUUGCUGCAAAUUAAUUGAAUUGUAAAUUGUGUGUGAUAGUUGGAGGACAAAAGCUUUUAAAAGAGUUGUUACUAUAAAGUGUUACCCUGUGUAACACACCACCCCAUUUAUUUUCAUCUUUUUAGCUAAUUUAGAUUGUUUCUCAUUAACAGAGGUUCACUGUAAUUUACACACACACACAUCACUUGCUUAGGAUUUCCAUGAAUCUUAAAUGUACAAUAUAGAAGAUUCAGAUAAAAUCAUAGGAUCUCUAGUUUACACCCUGAAGCUAAGGGAUUCUCAUAACAGGCUGCUUACUGGAAGAAGAAAUUUUCCUUGAUCCCCAAAGGUUGAUUUGUUAAUCCCUUUAGGUAUAACUACUCACCACUCCCUCCUCAUCACACUGUCUCCUUCAAAUGAGAGCGUCUGGGAGAUAUUCUUAAAGUUUAACACUGUCCACUCCAUGUCAAGGCAGUACUGUACUGUAUAUGCAAUCUUUAGAAUUCGGAUCAAUGUCUCUCAUAAUUAACCAAAUUUUUUUUUUAACCAUCAGGCAGGAUAUGUACCUGGUUUGUGACUUGGGAGAUGAUUUUACCCAAUUUGUUUCCAUGGGGAUGUAUUUUCUAGUGGUUGAUCAGUUAGAUUUUGUAUACUACUGAUAGCUCUUUUUUGUGAAGGUUUCAGGAUAACAACCCAACCCAACCCAAUUAAAGGAAAUAUAACUAGGUCAGUUCUCCUGGUGGUGCAUCUACCGUAUAUAAUCCUUAAGAGUUUGUAUAGCACCUCCUUUCUCAUCCAAAUGGCUCUUGAUUUUAAAGGCUGCCUGGCUUUAGGGUGUAGGCUAGAAAUGCGAGUGAGGAAUUAUUCCCAAAUUCUAAAGGUGAGAGCAGACAUUCAUGCCUAUUGAAGACAAAUUUUGCACCUACAGUAUUUCUCCUCAUUUAAAGUAGUUAGUAUGAUGGGUUGAUGGACUUACCAAAAUGGAUUAACAAAUCACUUCUGGCUUUUAGGGAGAUGGUAAAAAGGCCCUGAUCCCUAGGUAAACAAUCUAUGUAUUAUGAGAAGUGCCUGGCUGUGGACUCCGCUAUAUGAUGGGUUUCAAGAUCAUUCCCUCAUUUUAUACACACUAAUGAAUUUUAUAAGUGCAUGUACAGUAUGUUAAUAUAGUUUUUUUAUGAAUAAAUUGUUUUAAUAC